Messenger RNA from Mytilus californianus (California mussel), 9384 nucleotides. RefSeq names its product transient receptor potential cation channel subfamily V member 5-like. Gene Ontology annotation, biological process: calcium ion import across plasma membrane. NCBI's taxonomy places the organism in Eukaryota, Metazoa, Mollusca, Bivalvia, Mytilida, Mytilidae. The transcript is spliced from 17 exons. Gene Ontology annotation, molecular function: calcium channel activity; protein binding. The coding region runs from base 83 to 2467 and encodes 794 amino acids. The record is from RefSeq and is a predicted model, not a curated record. Gene Ontology annotation, cellular component: membrane.
GCAAGCGCGCAAGUAAAAUAAAAGAUGGAGGUUGUUUACACUUGAUACGGGUUUCUCCCAGAGGAUUCAGGAAAAGUUUACAAUGGGAAAUACGACAGUUGUUGCUUCUGGUGUCAAACAGCAGGCUGAUGCUGGGGCAAAAGAACUCUAUAAUCUUGUUGACUUAAAGGGAGGUGGGGAACUUGUUGAGUUAAUGAAAAGAGCCAGGUGGACCAAAAAUUUUAAGGAGAUUGAUGACAAAAUUGCUGAAGUGAAAAACUUUCUUUAUGAUGAGGGUCGAGGAAAGAAAAUACCAAUAGUUGACUUAGUCAUGAUGAGAAGCCAAGAGAGAGAUAGUCGCAAACCAAAAAUAGGGAAAGAUAAACGUUUAAAAGAGAGGGACCUGGCUCUAAUUGAUAUGAACUUUCCAGAUGCAGAAGCUAAUUAUUUUAGAAAUAAACCAGCUGACACCAAUUUGCCAGAUCGUAAAUACCGUGUAGAAUGCUGGGAUAUCAACCAAAGAGGUACCGUUGGUGAAAACAUCCUCCAUAUGUGUGUAUUACUGUCAACAGCUAUUCAUGCAGAUCUUGCCAAAAGAUUAAUUAAGGCCUAUCCUAAAUUACUGAAUGAUAUCUACCUUAAGGAUGAGUACUAUGGUGAGAGUGCUUUACAUUUUGCCAUUGUAAAUGAAGAUCCUGCAAUGGUUAAAUUUUUAUUGGAUCAUGGGGCUGAUUAUCAUCAGAGAGCCACAGGAAAUUUCUUCACCCCGGACGAUCAGAAGGAAUCUAGGACAGAUUCACUAGAACAUGAAUGGGUGGACUUGUGUGAGAAAACUGAUUAUGUAGGCCAUGUAUAUUAUGGAGAAUAUCCCUUGAGUUUUGCUGCCUCUCUUGGACAGGAAGAAUGUGUUCGUCUGCUUUUAGCAAAGGGAGCUAACCCUAAUCUCCAGGAUACCAAUGGCAACACAGUUAUGCACAUGUUGGUUAUCCAUGAUAAAAAGUCUAGUGGUGCACCUUUAACGGAAAUGUUUGACUUGUUACUAAAUAUGGGUGGAAAGCUUGAUAUAAAGAAUAGACAAGGAUUAACCCCCCUUACUUUGUCUGCAAAACUUCCAAGAAAAGAAAUGUAUGAGCAUAUCUUAGAGAAAGUAAGAGCUGUGAUGUGGAUAUAUGGCAAUGUAACUUGUGCUGGUUAUCCACUCAAAUACAUAGACACCAUCUCAGAAACUGGAGAGAUCAAUAAAGAUUCAGUUUUAAGUUUAGUGGUUUAUGGGGAGCAAGAGAACCAUCUGAGUAUGAUGGAUGGUUUGGUUGUUAACUUACUCAAGGAAAAAUGGGUUACAUUUGCAAGGUUCAGAUUUUAUCGAAGAUUUCUGGCUUUCAUCACCUACUUCAUCAUCUUUCUUGUGGCUUUUGCUUUGAGACCAGGAGAAGAUAAAUGUCCUGGUACCGUACAAACAUUUAACCUGACAGGAAACGGUAUGAUUAAUACGACCAAUGCUCCGGCAGAUCCAUGCUUCCUCCUCAAAGCUUGUGAUACUAAUGACAAGGUACGAUGGGCAUUAGAAAUAAUUGUCCUGCUAGCGUCCAUUAUGUAUCUAUGUUUAGCUAUGAAGGAAAUUUACCAUCAGGGAUUCACUAUAUUUUUCACAACUUUGGGUGGAGCACCUAUGAAGAUGUUGUUCCUGUUGUCUUGUGUAUUUGUUGUGAUGAUGCUCCCUGGACGAGCAACGUGUUCCACACAGUAUGAAGAUGUUGUGGCUGUUCUGGCUAUUUUAGGAACAGCUCCUUAUUUUCUGUUCUUUUGCAGAGGUUUUAAGAUCUUAGGCCCCUUUGUUGUGAUGAUAUAUAAAAUGGUGAAGGGAGAUCUGUUGAGAUUUUUUAUCAUCUAUGUCGUCUUUAUCAUAGGAUUCUCGCAAUCAUUUUAUGUUGCCUUUAUUCAAUCAUCAUGCAAUCCUCAAACAGACCCAUGUGUAUUUAAAAAUCCAAUUGAUUCAGCAUUUGGAUCAUUUGCAAUGAAUGUUGGGGAUUUUGAGGACAUAUAUGCCACAUUUGAUUCCUCUCCAUUUCCUAUGCUUGUCAAGAUAAUGUUUGCCAUAUACAUGAUCCUGGUGACACUACUUCUAGUCAACAUGUUAAUUGCCAUGAUGGGUAACACAUACCAGCUUAUCAAUGAAACACAGAAAGAAUGGUUCAGACAGUGGGCCAAAGUAGUUCUGGUGAUAGAACAAAGUGUAACUACUGAAGAGAGGAAGAAACAAAGGUUAAAGUAUUCACAGCCCUUACCUGAUGGUGACCGAGCCCUUGUUAUAAGGUGGCAUCAAUCAGAAAAAGAGAGAGAAGACUUGAAGAUUGCUAGAGAAGAACAGAGGAUUAAACAGAAACAGAAGAUUAUGGCAGAAAGGAAGAAAUUAAUUCUGAAAAAGACAACAAAUUUGGCAAGUAUCAUAAGUUCCACUGCUGCCAGGGAAGGCAAAAUUAAUGUAUGACACUAAAUCUUGUCUUCUGUAAUCCUGAACUUAAUCACUUGUAAUCCUUAAUAUGAUCUUGAACUUAAUGAAAUCACUUGCUGUUCUUAAUAUUCACAUAGUGAAUUGAACACUUAUGCUUUUUGCCCCGAAAAAAUAAAUUCCUGCAGUUGAUUUUUUUCUGUGCCUAAAUUUUUUUUGAAAUUAUGUUAUCUAUGAACCUUGACAAAUACUUUCCAACCAUUGUUGGUAAUUUUUUAAUGUAUGCCAUUUAAUUUUUUAAAAGAAAACUUUUACUAGAUUUUGUUUCAAAGAACGGAAUAGAUGAUAACGGAAAAUUUUGAAAAAGAAUUUUCUUUUAUAGACAUUCAUAUUGUCUAUUUUAUUUAGAAGAAUUUAUCUUUUGUAAAACUUUUUAAUAUAAGACUAUGUUAUAUAUUUUUUUAGAUAAUUUUGACUAGAUCUUUGUUCUUUCAAAGAAUUUAGAUUUGAAAUUUGGAAUUUAUUUUAAGUUUAAUUUUUUGUCAGGCUUUUUGACAUGCACGGAAAUUUGAUUACUGUUUACUUAUUUUUUUAUGAAACACAACUUGACAUUGCCUUACUUAUAGUUCACUGUGCAAAGUAUUGUUUUCUUUCACAUAACGAAAUAACUGAUAUCAAGAUAUAAUAGUAAUUCACAUCAUUUGUGUUUGUAAGAAAACUGUUAACCCCAGUUAAUUGGUAGUAAAGACUUUUAUUUUUGCAUUAAAUCCUGUCUUUCCAUUAAUAUAUAUAUAUAUAUACAUUUCUGGAUGUUGAAAUUUGGUAAAUUUAAAUUUUUUAAAAUAGACAACAAUAUAGAGUGGGGCGCACAUAUUCGCCGGGGAAACAAUUUCGCCGUUUUAUGAUUUUGAGGUGUAGAAACUUCAAAGGAUUGCUGAAAUGGAAGAAAUAUGCCGGUAAAUUAUAUUUUUAUAACAAUUAUGAUUAUUUUUUAAACUUAGAAAAAAUUUUGGCACUUACUGCAAAGGACCGAAAAACGGACAACGAUUUUCGGCCAAUUUCCUGAAUGAAAAAAAAAGAUUUCAAAGAAGUAUUUCUUAGUAAUUCUUCAACUGAUUGCCCUAAAUUUCAGUUUUUUACACCUUUGAAAUGUCUGCUAUUUAUCUAUGAUGAAAUUGAUUUGAUAAAUAUUGUUUAAAGCUGCACAGUUAUUUUGUUUUAAAUAGAUGUGUAAAAACGGCGAAUAUGUGUCUCCCUAUGACAAAACAUCAGGUAAUAUUAAAUAGGCUUUAAUCUAACUUUUCAGAUGAAUUUUUUCAGAGAAACACGUUUUCAAGCUAAGAAUGUGUUGCUUUUGAUGUUAUCUUCAUAUAGAAAUAUCAGUAUACUUCAAAAACUUAAAGGUCUGAACAUAAACUGCAGAAAACAUGGAAAAUUAUGGCGAAAAUGAGCACCCCACUCUAGUCUUUUUUUGGUUUACAGACUGUGUAAUGAAAGAAAUUAAUAGAUUUACCAUUAAAAUAAAUAUGUGUAACGAAUAUCAAAUAACUAAUUAAUGAAAACUUUGUAUUAUUCGGAAUAUUUUAUGUUCAGUUGUUAGGGUAAUAGACAAAAUAUACAUUUACUUAUUUUUACUUCAUAUUCAAAUAGCACUAAGUGUAGAUUUAUAGUAAAAGUAAUAUUGACGAUAAUAUCAAAACUAUAUUUUAUUGUGAUAUAUGUAAGCAUUUAGUAUAAUGACGGGUGAUAAAUUUAUAUAAUUUGUUAUAGUAUAAAAUGUUUAAAUAUAAAAUUCUAAUGGUGCAUUAAUUUUUCCAUUAAAUUUGGAAGUCUGUAAAACAAAUUUAUAAGAUACAUAUUCAGAAGCUAUUUUGGUGGGCAAUAUGGAGCAUUUCUAAAAUUUACUAAAUGAAAACUUAUGCUGAGACAUGAUAACCUUAGAAUAUAACAAAUUUGACAUAUUUUUGCGAUACUUUUCAAUAUCAAAGAAAUAUCAUGCCAAUAAAUAAGCACUGGCUAAGGGACUUUUGAUUCCCUUGUGGACUUGCACAAUCUACUUACAGUGUUCAAGAAUUAAAGAAAAUUGAUACAAUGUUUUUCUAAUUUGCACUUUUGAUAUGAUUUAAAGUUAAGACAACAAUAAUUUAUAAAUGUUAUAUCUAAGUCAUUCCCAUUUGAUAUUCCUGUGAUAAAUUAUAACUGCUGAUUAAUAUUUUAGCAUUAUUCCGUCCUUAUGAUAAGUAUAAUUUUAAAUAUAUACAUUAUUUUAAAUAUAAUAUUAAAGAUAAACUAUACUGCUGAUUAUAAUGUUUUGAACCGUCCAUUUAUUAUUCAAUAUAUUUAAUAUGUUUUAUUUUUAUAUUGUUUUUUAUGUGUACUAUCAAGUUUUUACAUUCCAUGUAAUUUACAUGUUAAUAUUCAACAAACUAAUGUUUAUGGUUGUGCAAAAUUAUGUUUUUAUUGUAUUGAAAUAGUUUAACAACUAAUUUCCACACGUAUAUUUAUUGUUCCUCAACAAUUGUUUUGUGGUAUUCUAAAGUCACAAUACACUUACCUAUACGAAUUAUCAGUUCACAUGUUUGUUUAUUGUUUUAUUCCAUAUAUGGCUGUAUUAUUUAAAGCUUUUCCUAUAGCAGGAAUGUUUCCUAUAGCAGGAAUGUUUCCUAUAGCAGGAAUGUUUCCUAUAGUAGGAAUGUUUCCUAUAGCAGGAAUGUUUCCUAUAGCAGGAAUGUUUCCUAUAGCAGGAAUGUUUCCUAUAGCAGGAAUGUUUCCUAUAGCAGGAAUGUUUCCUAUAGCAGGAAUGUAAACUGUAAACAUAUGAAUAAAGAAAUACAUGUACAGUAUAUUUUAAUGCUUCAUAUAAAAUAAGAUAAGAAAAUUUUGUUUUGACUCAGCAUUUUUUUAAACUAUACAACAUAAGCUCGAAAGAGUUUUUGACCGAUCAUAAAAACAUAGACAACAUAAAAAAAAUAAUAAAACAAUAACAACUUACAUUACAUGCACAAAAUUUGGCAUUUACACGUAUGUUGAUUGGUCAUACUUAACACUGAAACUCAAUAUUAUCUGAGUUGAAUUGAGAGUUUUGAAUGUAGCAUUUAUCAAUGGUCAACUGCUGUAUUCUGUUGAAAAUAUGAGCAAAAAUAUUUUUUACAUGAAUAUUCUUAACAUGUAUAAUGAAGUAUGAAUUAUCCAUUUAUAAAGUUUAUUGUGCCCUAAACUGAUAUGUGGGGGUACCUUGUCAGCCCUUGUAAAAUAUUAUAGGUUAUUGCUAUUUUAACUAUGAUGAGUCAAACUUGGAUGAUUCCAAAUCUUAUUUAACUUGAGAAUUUUUUUAAGUCCCUGCGAAAGAAAAAUGAAUGUAUGAAUUAGUCUCAAUAACCUGGUAGUACAAAACAUUGAUGGUAAUGACCAUGUCCUGUUUUACAGAACAAUGUUUAACCCAUCAAUCUCUAAUUUUAUACAUACUCGAAUCAUUCAACAUACAGAUAAUUGCCAAAAUAAACAAGCAAGUGGAAAUUGGCUUUGUAACUGUCAGCAUAUAGUCAUGUACAGCUAACAUAUCUGAUGUAAAAGAACUCAAUGUAUCCAACUUUAGUUAGUUGUUCCACUGUUGUAAAAAUAUUAUUUAUGUUUAUUUAUGUUUUUUGUAGGCUAGUCUUUUGAAAAUGGGUAAAAAAUAACCUGAUUUAUGUAUUGAAUGUAUGCAUUUAAUAUUUGUCAUGUGAUGAAUUGUCCUGUUAUUAAUUUUACUAAUAUUCUAUAGGUUUUAUGAAUACAAUAAUUCACAUUUACCAGUUUUAAUGUAAACCUAUUAAGAUUUAUGACAUAAUUUGAAUGUAUAAUAUAAAACAUUUAAUGGAAAUUUCAAUUUUGCAGUUAAAAGUAUGAAAUGUUUUAUUAGGUCUUUCCACCUUUCUGUUCUGAUUAUUAUUAAGCCUAAACACCUAGGGUCUUUUGGAUUCUUUGGCAAUAACUUGGAUUUAGAGAUCAAAGUCAUGAUCUAAAAUUUGACCUUUGCUUGUUAUUUCAUCUCAUCUGAAACUAUAAAAAAUAGAUAUAAAAGAACCAGUAAAAAAGGUUUGGAUUUUCCAAAUACAAAUUUGUUAUAUUUUGUCCGAAGCAAUCAGAUGACUUAUAGGAGUUAUUGCCCCUAUAAUGUUUAAAUUAAAAUAUUAUUGAUUAUAAUUUCAAACAGGUACAUAAUAAAGCCAUGGGUUUUUGGAGUAUCCCCCUAAUUUCUCAGAAGAGUAUUAGAAACCAUUAUUUUUGGAAUUGAAUUAAAGUAACCUAAAUUCUUGUGACAUUGUGUAAACCUGAAGUUAAACAUUAUCUCCCUCAUGCCAAGCAAAAGGAAUCAUUGAAAAGUAAGCUAUCAUUUGACAUUCAAAGUUACUUUUUCUUAACCAGGAGAAGCUUAUUAUCUCCUUAUUUCGCAAAAGAUUUUAUAUUCUACAAACAAUAUGUUUUUGGAAUAGGCAUGAGAUAAGCUAUCUUCUGACACAAGUUGCUACUACUUUUAGAAAAAACCCUCAUUUUCUUAUCAAUAAAUGAGAAUUUGAGGUGGAAAGACCUUCAAUUGUUCUCUGAACAAUUAGAUUUUGAUAGAUAAUGUUACUUUUUUUCAGUUUAACAUUUGAAGUGGUAUUUGAUUAACACAUCUGCACAAAACUAUAAAUAGUUGUACAUUAUGCUUAUGUUGUCAGAAAUAUCAAAUCCGGCUCUAAAAACAGUUAAAAAAGAGAGGCUACCAAGGUUUUCUCCUGUUUCGUAGUGAGUAUUAGUAAAGGCUGAGGUAUGACAUAAGUGCUAUUAUUUGGCCCCUGAAAUUGCGAAAAUAGUAUAAUUACUCAAGCUUUUCAAAAAUAUGUUAAUUCUAUUGUUAAAUGAACAGGUUAAUUUACUCUGGACAUUUUAGUGCAAAAGGUUACUUGUGAUGUCACUGAUGUCAAAACAUGUUGAAAUUGACAAAUUUGACCUAAAAUGACCAUUUUACACAUAGUAGACAAAAUACAUCUGAGCAUUAGCCUUAUCCAAAAAGGUAUUUCACACACAUUUACAUGUAAUAAAAAAUGUAAAAUACAGAUUGUAGCAAAAAUCUCUUAUUUAAUUAUCAAUGACAAAAUCUCAAAUUUUUUAGCAGUUUUUCCUUUUUUUGCACAAAAUUCAAAAAGUCUGGAGCCCUAAUGCAAAUAUGUUAGACAAAAUUCAAAAAUAUGAAUAUUGAUGUCCGACAGACUAAUGUCUCGUGAACAUCUGAAGGAUGUAGAUUUAUGACACUUUGGUUUUAAGGGACCAAAAAAGUGACCUUAUCAUACCUUCUCCUUUGAUAUUUCUCAACAAAGAAUGUAUAUUGUUUUUAUCCUGCAAUUUAACAUUGAUGUUUAAAUGUUUAGUUUUUUAAUUCCAAAUAUUUUAUUAUUUUACAUUGCUUAAAAUCAGACUUCAAAGAGGUCAACUAAAUUCACUUUGACUAAAACAGUAAUUUAAAUGUUACCAAGUACUCAAAAUAGCAAGAUACCAGUUACUAAUAUUUGUAUGCUAAACAAAUGCUGCAAAGAUUAUUUGAAUUCCUUUUUAUUUGUACAAUAGUUGGCUGAUUGCAGGAUAAAUGCUUUUCUUCCACUGAUUAGUGGUUGUAAAGAUUCAAUUUUUGAACAACAUGUAAAUGGUUUGAAAAAGAGAUAUGGGGAUAUACAUGAGCAAUCAAACGUGUGCUACACUAUUAAUAGUAUUCAGAUAUUGAGGGUGCAUCACAUAGUUGUUUAUGGAAAAUUGUUUGUUAAUUCAGCAUUGUGAGCCCAAACCCAACUAUAUAUGCUAUUUUCAUGACAUUGUUGAACAACAUGACAUUGGCAGUAGUUAUUCAUUAAAAUUUUAUUUUUUUAUAUUAUAUGAUUAAUUAUUUUAUAUUAUAUGAUUAAUUAUAUCUUAUUUUGAUUAUAACAUGUAUUUUAAUUUGAAAAUUUAAACAAAGCCGACUUUCCUUAAAUACUGCUGAAUAUAGACGACAAAAUGUGCCUUUGUUUAAAAUCAGACUUAUUGUUAAGAUAGACAUUCAAGAUUUAACUGUGUAUCGAUGUGAACAAGUGUGACCCUUGCCAUCUUGUAUAUUUUGCUAAGAUUUGUGAGUAUCAUAUGUUGUAAAAAUUUGCAAAUUUAUUUAGGAUAAACAGUUGCUAAAUGAAUACUUUCUUAUAAUUAGCAAAGGGUGGCAACUUUUGAACACAAGUGAGAUAAUUAAACUUGAUAACUGGAUGCUACUGCAAAUGAACCAGAUUUUAUACAUUUUUUUGUAAUGAUCAUGAAAUCAAGAACAAGUUCCCCAUCUUUUUUGGGGCAUUGAAUGAUUUCUUUCAUAAUUUUUUUUUCUUCAAAUAAUAUACAUCUAUUUUUUUAAUUACCAAAGAAUAUUAAUAUUGAAUAAAUGUAUCUUAUCUUUCUACUUAAAAAAUUUUAUCAAAGAAAUGACUUUCUUCAACCAAAUAUACAUUUUUUUCCUUUUACCCUAUCCAAAGAUUGUUUUAAUGAAACAUAAAGGUAAUACCCCAAUUGAUUUAAUAUUAGUUACAUUUAAUACUUUUUGUUAAGCUUCAUUCAAAUUUAUUGUAAUUUUCAAACAAUAUUUUUCAUUGAAAUUGAUGAAUUUAAUUAAAAUAAAUUAAUACACAUCAAAAGUUUCGGUACAGUAAUAAUAAGAACACUGCAAUAUUUCCUUACACAUGUUAUAGUUGAAAUAUUAUUAUCCAUUAUGUAUUUCUACCACUGUGAGCACCAAAUCACUGCAAAUCAAAACCAUCACAACAUAGUAUUCUAUUAUACUUAAGCAUUUGUUUUCUACCAGUGUAAGAAUAUUUUAAAUUUUAAUAGAUUAUUUUAUAGAUUUAUUAUUUUAGCCAUUUUGACCAGCCAUUGUUACCAGUCAUAUUUUGUUUUACAAUAAAUGUUGAUAGUUAUAA